UGCGCAGCCGGCCCCAAGCCCAGGGUGACAAAUGAGGCUGCGCGCUGGCUCAGGGCCCCCGCUGACCUUCCAAGUCUCAGCCCAGACCCCGCACGAGGGGUUGUUCUCCAGGAAGCUCCAGCCUUGGUGGCACUGGGUCCCUGAGCUGCACCUCCCUCGGAACUCAAGAUGGUUCCACCUGGCUGACAGCUCCUGUCUCAGUCUAGCCAGACAAAAACGGGUUGGGACCCUCAUCCUGGGCCUCCGCUUGCAGCUGUGUACGAAGAUGGCAGGCUUAUGGGAGGAUGUCCACUCCCACUGACCCUGGCAUUGCCUGAGUCCCUCGCCUACCUGGGCUGGGCCAAGACCCAACUACAAUCAAGUGUCUGGGGUCCACUCGCUGCUGUGGUCUCUGCCUUUGUGCUCACCUCAAGGCUGAUGUGUGCAGAACAGACUGAAGGCAUCAGGGGCAGCAAGAGGAGACCAGGAGGCAGCUGUGACAUUGCACUCAAGAGAAAUGGUGGCAGUUUGGACUCAGUGAAAGGUAUCCUGCUGUCCAUCGGCCCGCAGCUAGUCUAUCCACCCAACCGCCCAUCAGACCUCCGGCCCACCCUCCCAGACGGAGGACAAUGCUCCGCCCUCUCUGGCCCCGCCCCCAGUCACCGCCUUUUCCGGAAGCUGCUGCGGCGAAUCCUGGCACCCUAGCAACAGCGCCUUUCAGGCUGUCCAGUCCGCGUGCGCAGCUCCUAGGACGAGCCAAUAGUGAGGGGCACCGGGAGCGAGGUGCAGGGGGCGGGGCUCGGCCUGGCCGCAGCCAUUUUGGUGCGAGAGAAACAAUAGGACGGAAACGCCGAGGAACCCGGCUGAGGCGGCAGCUUCCUAGGUGACAGACAGGUACACUGUAUGCUAGCCCUGUAUCUGUCUGAGCAGUGGAAUGUGCCAGGAAAGAAGGAGCAACCACUGACUGAUGAACCUUUGCCAGUCUCCCUUCCAAGAAGGAUGCCAGAGCCUUCUCAGAGCGUCCUGGCCAGAACAAGCCAAGGAGCCAAGACGAGAGGGACACACGGACAAACAACAGACAGAAGACGUACUGGCCGCUGGACUCCGCUGCCUCCCCCAUCUCCCCGCCAUCUGCGCCCGGAGGAUGAGCCCAGCCUUCAGGGCCAUGGAUGUGGAGCCCCGCGCCAAAGGCGUCCUUCUGGAGCCCUUUGUCCACCAGGUCGGGGGGCACUCAUGCGUGCUCCGCUUCAAUGAGACAACCCUGUGCAAGCCCCUGGUCCCAAGGGAACAUCAGUUCUACGAGACCCUCCCUGCUGAGAUGCGCAAAUUCACUCCCCAGUACAAAGGUGUGGUAUCUGUGCGCUUUGAAGAAGAUGAAGACAGGAACUUGUGUCUAAUAGCAUAUCCAUUGAAAGGGGAUCAUGGAAUUGUGGACAUUGUAGAUAAUUCAGACUGUGAACCAAAAAGUAAGCUCCUAAGGUGGACAACAAACAAAAAACAUCAUGUCUUAGAAACAGAAAAGACCCCUAAGGACUGGGUGCGUCAGCACCGUAAAGAGGAGAAAAUGAAGAGCCAUAAGUUAGAAGAAGAAUUUGAGUGGCUAAAGAAAUCUGAAGUCUUGUACUACACUGUAGAGAAGAAGGGGAAUAUAAGUUCCCAGCUUAAACACUAUAACCCUUGGAGCAUGAAAUGUCACCAGCAACAGUUACAGAGAAUGAAGGAGAAUGCAAAGCAUCGGAACCAGUACAAAUUUAUCUUACUGGAAAACCUGACUUCCCGCUACGAGGUGCCUUGUGUCCUUGACCUCAAGAUGGGCACACGACAACAUGGUGAUGAUGCUUCAGAGGAGAAGGCAGCCAACCAGAUCCGAAAAUGUCAGCAGAGCACAUCUGCAGUCAUUGGUGUGCGUGUGUGUGGCAUGCAGGUGUACCAAGCAGGCAGUGGGCAACUCAUGUUCAUGAACAAGUACCAUGGACGGAAGCUAUCGGUGCAGGGCUUCAAGGAGGCACUUUUCCAGUUCUUCCACAAUGGGCGGUACCUGCGCCGUGAACUCCUGGGCCCUGUGCUCAAGAAGCUGACUGAGCUCAAGGCAGUGUUGGAGCGACAGGAGUCCUACCGCUUCUACUCAAGCUCCCUGCUGGUCAUCUAUGAUGGCAAGGAGCGGCCCGAAGUGGUCCUGGACUCAGAUGCUGAGGAUUUGGAGGACCUGUCAGAGGAAUCAGCUGAUGAGUCUGCUGGUGCCUAUGCCUACAAACCCAUCGGCGCCAGCUCUGUAGAUGUGCGCAUGAUCGACUUUGCACACACCACCUGCAGGCUGUAUGGCGAGGACACCGUGGUGCAUGAGGGCCAGGAUGCUGGCUAUAUCUUCGGGCUCCAGAGCCUGAUAGACAUUGUCACAGAGAUAAGUGAGGAGAGUGGGGAGUGAGCUUGCUAGCUGCUCCAGUACUUGAGAGCGACUCUGUGUCCCAGGCACAGCUGUGCUGCGUCAGGGAGGAGGCCAGUAUGGCCAGGUGGUGGCUCCUGCAGCCUGGAGCUGAUGUGCAGUGGCCUCUGUGAGCCCCAGCCUGAGCCAGUCCCAGCUGUGCUUGGAGUCUUUAUUUAUUUUAACUAUUUCUUCAACAUUCCACAUUUGAUGAUGAUACCUCUUUCUUCCCUGAGUGUAUAUGUUCUAAUACAAAUCUUUUUGUUUAUUGUA
Molecule: messenger RNA, 2674 nt
Organism: Pan troglodytes (chimpanzee)
Lineage: Eukaryota; Metazoa; Chordata; Mammalia; Primates; Hominidae
Gene: IP6K2
Product: inositol hexakisphosphate kinase 2
Exons: 9
Coding region: 947-2404 (485 amino acids)
Biological process (GO): inositol phosphate biosynthetic process; phosphatidylinositol phosphate biosynthetic process
Cellular component (GO): cytoplasm; nucleus
Molecular function (GO): inositol hexakisphosphate kinase activity
Source: RefSeq, a predicted model, not a curated record